GACUCAGGGCGGUGUACAGGCAGAUAAAAACAGACAAGACAAUAAUCUAUAAAAUGCAAAAUUAAAAAACUUAUUAUACUUUGCCUAAAAUUUUAAAAUAUAUAGAAAUUAAAACCCCGUUUAAAAUUAAUAAUAAAACUAUACAAUCCAUAAAAUUUAAGCCAGCCCCGCGCGAAUAAAAAGAUGCGUCUUCAGUUCGCGGCGAAAGGUCCGAAGGUCAGGUAUUUGGCGUAAACCCGGGGGACUAAUUCCACAAUUUGGAGCAUGUUACAAAUAAAAAUAAGGCCAAUCACUCUUAUCAAGAUGUUUGAAGAGUUCCAGUUUGGUGUGGCGGUGAAGAUGCUGACCCAGAAACCAGGAGACUUGCGGCAUGAAAGAUGGUUGGGGACUCUGGGCCAGUUACUUUCUCUUAGCCAGAGCCACUCACAGGAUUGAGGGGAAAAUAAGAGGAGUAUUAGGUACUUUCUACACCUUCAGUUAUUUAUAGCAAAGGCAGGAUAAAAAUAUAACAACAGAAAUGUCUACUUCAACAUACAUGCAUGAUAAAAAGAAUUCAUGGUGACUUAAACAUAAAAAGCCAGACAAAAUUGAAACCCUCGAGUUUAGACCUCCAGCAACUACCUGGACACACUCAUGCAAAUACAAACAGUCCUCAACUUACAACAGUUCAUUUAGUGACCGUUGAAAGUUACAAUGGCAUUGAAAAAAGUGACAUGAUCAUUUUUCAUAGUUAGCACCUUUGUAGAAUCCCCAGGAUCACGUGAUCAAAAUUCAGAUGCUUAGCAACUGGUUCAUACUUAUGACCAUCGCUGUGUCCGAAGGUCACAGGAUCCCCUUUUGCAACCUUUUGAUAAGCAAAAUCAACGGGGAAACCAGAUUCACUUAACAACCAGGUUGCUAACUUCAUCAAUUGUAGUGAUUCACUUAACAACUGUGGUAAGAAAGGUUGUAAAAGAUGGGGAAAAACUUAACGUUUCACUUAACCACAGAAAUGUUGGGCUCCAUUGUGGUCGUAAAUCGAGGACUACCUGCAUCAGGUACUUUCAAAGCCUUUAGUUAUUUAUAGCAAAGCCAGAAUAAAAAUAUAAUAACAGAAAUUUCUACUGCAACAUACACGCGUGAUGAAAAGUGAAUUAAUUCAUAGGGAGUUCAAAACAAAAAGCCAUACAAAAGUGAAAUCCUCGAGUUUCGACUCCCAGCGACCAACCCGGACACACCCAUGCAACUACAGGCAAUUGCAAGAGAAGGGGAAUAGCUCCUAAAUAUUCCCUUCUUCGCCGGUGGAUCGUGAUGCUCAGUCUAGGUAGCGUACGGUAAACCCUAACCCCAACCUGGCCCGACGCUGCUAAGCUUCCGACUCCAGAGAAGACCGCAGCAAAAGCAACCAACACCCGCCCGUAUAAGCAACAGCCCGGCCCUCCAUAUCAUUCCGUAAGAGAGGAACGGAACGACUCGAACCCUCGAUGCGCCUCCACCCACAAUACACGUGGAACCUUCCGCUCUGACCGACUUUCCGAAAAAAGCCCGAUCAUGUGACGUACAGGCACAUCUUUUUUUUUAUUUUUUUAAAUUAAUUAUAAUUCGGGAAGGGGAGGGCGCGUGCGUGCGUGCUCGCUUGCGAGUGACGGAAGUGACGUUUGUCUAAACAAAAAAAAAACAAAACGAAAAAAAAACCCACCACCAACUCGGUCGAAAACUCCGAGGAGAUAUUUAAAAAGGGACGGCAAGAGCGGCCCGCGGGCCGGAAGUGAGGAUAGGGGAGGGGCGUCGCGAGCAACUUUUUCGUCAGCUGGGCGAGGAGCGUGUCUGAAGAAAGAGAGCGAGAGCGAGAGCUAGAGAGACACGAGAAGAAACCGGAGGGGCGCUCCUCGCCGCCCGAGCGCCUUCGCGGUGGGGAGGGGGGGGGAGAAAGAACCGUUGGAGAGCCCGUCAUGGAUUUCCAUCAAGUCCUCUUGAAGGCCUCGGAACAGCAGGGAUCGAGCGCCAUGUCGAAGAGAUACAGUUUGGCGGUUGGCCCUCCCAAAAAGGAUCCAAAAGUUAAAGGUGUUCAGUCAGCAGCUGUGCAAGCCUUUCUCAAAAGGCAAGAAGAGGAACAGAGGAAAAAGGAACUUAUGGAAAAAAGAAGAAAACAAGAACUACUGGCUAGGCGUGUGGAAAUGAAACAUGACCGAAAAGCCAGAGCUAUGGCUUCACGGACAAAGGAUAAUUUUCAUGGCUAUAAUGGCAUUCCUAUGGAAGAGAAGCCUAAAAAGAAGCAGGGUCAUGAAAAUAGAAGUUCUGGAAGCACAGAAUGUAGGACACAGGAUGAAAUGAAUGAAGUAGAUUAUAAUAUGUCAGAGUCUGAGCAGGAAUCAGAGGAAUAUGAAGAGAAACCCUCCAAAAGUUCAGAAAAACCAAAGGUGCUAGCCAAAAGUGCACCUCCAGCAAUGAAUUUUAAUGAUCUUUUAAAGCUGGCUGAAAAAAAACAGUAUGAGCCAGUUGAAAUAAAAAUUGUAAAAAAGACUGAAGAAAGACCGUUGACCGCAGAAGAAUUAAGAGAGCGAGACUACUUAGAGAAGAGAAACAGAAAAGGGGUUAUACUAAAAGAAAAGAGAUCAGAGAAAGAAAUGAAACAUACAACUGCAUCAGGUUCUUCCAAAAAGGAAAUUUCUCAGAGGGAUUUAGUAAAUGCUAAAGCUAGCAGGCAUUCAGCAGACAAACCUGCCUUUUCUAAAGGAAGCAAUCCCUCGCAAAAUAAUGAUAAGAAAACCAAAGGGCCAGUUUUAAGUGAAAAAUCUUCCAAAUUGGUGUCUAGUUCCAAAGCAAGCCACGUUGAAAAAGUAAAAUCUGCAUCCAAAGUACCUUUAAAAAACCCUCCUCACAAUAAUCACAUUAAACCUGCACCCAGUGGAGGAGGGAAAACUGGAUCUAAAUCCCAAACUGUAGUCUUGAAAACGGCUGCAAAUGGAACUCUCAGACCAUCAUCUAAUAAAGAACCGAGUUUGAAAAAAAAUAGCACCCAUAUAAAAUCAACCAGUGUGGUUUCUACCCAGCAACAAACUUAUAAAACUUCCAGCUCCAAGCAAGCAAGCAACAUUUCAGUUACAGGAGGACCUCCUGCACGAUUGAAGAGCAGCUUGAAUUCAGGCCCCGGGCAGCCAAGCCGCAUUUCGAUUACUGGGCAUGAAUCACGUAGCAUGGGACCCAGGAGAUCAGAAAACAGCUCAGGGCAAGGACAGCAAAGCACAGGACCCAGACGUGCCAGUAAUAACUUAAGCAUGGGAUCUAGUCGACCAAGCAUCACUUCAAGACCAGUAUGUUUAGGCAGUAGCCAAGGCAUAGGACCUGGUCGGCCUAAUUCCAAUGUAAACCCUGGACUUGGAAGGGAUAGCAGCUCAGGACCAGGUCGGCCAAGUAUCACUGCAGCUGGAACUCUAAAGCCAAAGUGCACUGUUGUAUCAGAAACAAUCUCAUCCAAAAAUCUGGUCCCGAGACAGAUGAAUGGAAUGAGGCCAUUUCCUAAUCACAGGCCUGGGAUUACCCCACAAGGUUUUCCAAGACCAUCUCUUCCACCUAUUACCAGUAGCUAUAAAAGAAAGUUUGAAGAUGAAGAUGAAGACGAUUCUGAAAUGGAAGAUUUUAUUGAUGACGAAGGAGAGCCUCAAGAAGAGAUCUCGAAACAUAUCAGAGAGAUAUUUGGUUAUGAUCGGUCAAAAUACAAAGAUGAAAGUGACUAUGCCUUACGUUACAUGGAAAGUACUUGGAAAGAACAGCAGAAAGAGGAAGCCAGAAGCUUGAGACUCGGAGUGCAAGAAGAUCUAGAAGAAAUGAAACGUGAAGAGGAAGAAUUGAAAAGCAGGAAGCAAACAAAGAAGUUGAGAACGCGUUAACCAAUUUGCCAGUUUGGGUUUACUGUUACUCUACUAUUUGUUCCAAAGUUUAGCUUUAGUAGUACUUGCAUAUGAAAGAAUAAGAAAUCAUGUAGAAAAUGGACAUAUAGAAAAUAAGGACUUGGUGCCAGAUUUUAUGGUGCAAAGUUCUGCAGGCCUUGGAGAAGGAAAAUUUGGGAUUGAUUUUUUGCUUUUCCUCAGCACUCAACACCACUUCCCAUACUGUGGAAAUACUGGGAUAUUUUCCAGGGCAGGAUGGGAAUUAGGAACUGCCCCAAAAGAGGAAAUAGAGAGAAAACAUUGGUCUGGCUUUUUCCUUCAGCAGAAAGUUUUUAUUGGAACCCAAUCCCUAUCAUGAACAGAAAUGAUUUUUCUGUGCUCGCAGGGAGGCAACUCUGGAUCCAAAAUUAUGUUCUUUAGUUUGGCGCUCAUAUAUUGACCUUUAAUAAUUGCCAAGUUUCUUUUCUGAAACAGAAAUAAAUGCACUAAUGGAGGAUAUUAGUCGGAGUAAAAAUAAAAAUUAAUUAUUCUAUGAUGUAAAGUAAUUCAAGAAUGCCAGCAGACUGCUGAUUGACUAUGCACUGGCUUACAACGUGGGCUCUAAUAACAAUACAGUCUGUUUUCAUUCCAUAAAAAUUAGAAAAAUGUUUAUGUUCUUUAUCUUUCAAAAGAGGUGUCCUGAGUCAAGAUUCUUAAGUCACUUUUUCUCUUCCUAUAAAGCACAGAUUUAAAAAUGUAGCUGAUGAUGUUGAAAGCAAUAUUAAUAUUUUCUGAUUCCUGCUUGACAAGAUUAUGUAAAAAAACCAAAACUAAUAUUACAAAGCUUUGACAUCACGAGCUGCUAGAAAGAUGAUGUUCCCUGAAAAUAACUCUCAUGGAAUAAGUACAUAGUAACAAACAGUAAGAAGAAAUGAGGCAGCAGCAACAUGGCCAUCAAUAUGAAUUUCCUUCUACUUCCUUGAAAAGAUGUGCUGUUGACACUCAACCCAGGGAUAUUUCUCCCCACUCUUGAAUUGAGAACCCCUCCUAGUUCUGUCUACAUUGGGUUGAAGUAUCACUGAAAACCCAGUUGACUAAUUAUUUUCUUUUUUGCAGUGCAGAAAAUUAAUAUGGCCUCUAUUAGUGGCAGUCAGACAUUUUAUAUUGUAAGAAAUAUGACCAAAUAAAUGAAUUGUUUGCAUACGGGGCUUAAAUUUCAUUGCCAGUCAUAAUAAAUCAUCUUGGAAAAGACUAGUUUGCAGUGGUUUAUAGCUCAAUUCUACGUCUUCGAUUUAAAAUUUAAAUAUUUAAGUUUCUUAGGUUAACUGCAUGCUUUAUAAAAACUGCAAAGCCUGCCAGUAGAGUUUAUUUCUGCUUUCAUUCAGAUGCUAUCUACGUUUUAGUAAAUAUAAAUAUCUUCUAGUUGCUUCAUUUAAUUGCCUAACAAGAUUGCUGAAAAGAUUUCUAACAGAAACCCAAAUGGUAUGAUUUAACAAGUGGUUUUUACUUUUAAAAACUUUGGUUGCACACUGAUUUCAAGCUAUGCACAAUAACAGGGAUGUUCAUUUCAUAGUUGCCAGAGAAUCUCAGAUCAUUCUGCUCUACAAAAAUUGUGCUUUGCAGUUUCAGUUUAAUAUUUGAAUAUCCAAUUCAAUAUUUUUUUAAUUCAUAAAGAAUUUAUGCAAAAUGAAGUCACUGAAAAUAAAAGGUCUAAAUAUUUCUUAAAACACAUCAUGCAAUCCUACCAAGAAAUUUUAUUUAGUUAAAAGACUAUCAGGUUACACACAGAAUUGGAAAUUGAAUAUCCUGGAAAGAAUGUACUAAUUAAUCACUAGAGAUAAAAUCUUUUAUCAGAAAAGGAUGGAUUUGGCUAUUAAAAUAUGACAAAGAGGUCAAACUUCAGAAUUAAUACAAAGAAAAGAAUGGAUAUUUUUGUUUAUGAAACUUAUUUUUCUCAAUUUAGUAAGGCAUUGUAUUUGCUAAAAUGAAAUAGUUUAGCAAUUGCUAAUAAUCAGCAUGCAAAACAGGAAUUUUCAAUUUUUGAUUUACUGUGAUCACUAGUGCUAUUUUUACAGAAGUGUGUAUUAUUAAAAAACUACUUUGUUCAGGUGCACUCAUGAAUCUUUUUAUCCAAGAUAAUGACUGUUGAAACAUGACCAAGUUACUGUUCAUUUUAUAAUUUGAAUGUUGAAGUAUUGAAAUCCUCCUCAGCGCCUCUCUGAUAUCUGUGUCGAUGAUGUCCUCAACAAACCUCUGACUUAGCAAAAAAAUUGUAAUGGCACCCUUGUGU
Ahaetulla prasina is the source of this 6138-nucleotide messenger RNA. RefSeq names its product SPT2 chromatin protein domain containing 1 (gene SPTY2D1). The transcript is spliced from 6 exons. Lineage: Eukaryota; Metazoa; Chordata; Lepidosauria; Squamata; Colubridae. Gene Ontology annotation, molecular function: histone binding; DNA binding. Bases 1932 to 3869 code for a protein of 645 amino acids. Gene Ontology annotation, cellular component: nucleolus. Gene Ontology annotation, biological process: regulation of DNA-templated transcription; nucleosome assembly. The record is from RefSeq and is a predicted model, not a curated record.